AUGGCCGCUGAGACUAGUUCUCGAUCCGUAAAGCAACCUGAUUCAACUUGGGAAUACUGUGGUGUGAAUUUAACCAUUCACAACAUUAUUAUACCCGAGGAGCGUUUAUUUCCUACCCCGUCGCAGCUGGACAAAAUGGAAUAUGAAACGGAGAUUGACUUAAGGAUUCUUGGGUGCGAGUUAAUCCAAGAUUCUGGGGUUUUGUUACGGCUGCCGCAAGUCGCUAUGGCAACUGCGCAGGUAUUGUACCAGCGCUUCUUCUACUCCAAGUCAUUUGUCCGUCACUUCUACGAGCAUUACGCUAUGGCAUGUAUAUUUCUGGCUGCAAAGCUUGAAGAGUCUCCAAGACGUAUUAGAGACGUAAUCAAUGUUUUUCAUCAUAUAAGACAAGUUCGGGAUAAAAAAACACCGACACCCGUGAUUCUCGAUCAAAGUUACAGUAAUCUUAAAAAUCAAGUUAUCAAGGCUGAACGACGUGUUUUAAAAGAAUUAGGAUUUUGUGUCCAUGCCAAACAUCCUCACAAGCUUGUUAUAUGUUACUUGCAGGCUUUGGACCAUGAAACUAACAAAAACCUUGUUCAAGCUGCUUGGAAUUACAUGAACGACAGUCUUCGAACUGAUAUAUUUGUACGUUAUCUUCCGGAAGCAAUUGCAUGUGGUUGCAUUUAUCUAGCAUCAUGUAAGCUCAACAUUCCUCUGCCACGCCACCCAGCUUGGUGGGAAAUGUUCAGUGUGAGCGAAGAAUCUGUGCACGAAAUCGCUUUAUGUUUGUUACGUUUAUAUGCUCGUCCAAAGGUAGAUGUUGGGAAACUCGAAUCAGUUCUAGCUCAACUCAGGAAAUCUCAGGCUGAAGCAAAGGAACGAGAAAAUGAGCUCAGAAAACAACAAACCGUCACAACACCCCCAAGUACCCGGUCCGACCACAGUUUCGGUUAUAUCUCACCCCCAAAUCAUUUAUCCAAAUCUAAGAAUCAAAACAAGCCUAAUGGGAAUAAGAAGUCAGUAGAUAGUAAAGCUGAGCCUGAAGAUACUUCUACUGUUUUCGCUCCAAACUCGCUUUUAGCAAGCGCCUUAGCUAAUGCCAAAGCGGUCGCAGCAACGAUUACAGCAUCAAAAUCUGGUAUGAUCACAGACGAGUUGUCCAAAGUGGGUACUGACCCGUCAAUUGUUCCACAUAAACGCGAAACAAGUGAAGAUGUUUCACCAAGAUCUCCAAAAACAUUGGUUGAACCUAAUCAGAUAGAUAAUAUAUCCGAUGCUUCGAAUAAGAAGCCUGAUAGAACUGUACAAGGAAACUCUGAGACCAAACGACGACCAAUUAUUCGACCAGCUGCCUACUCAAAUAUUCCGUCUACUAACACAGAAUCCGACAAAAGACGUCGACAUCAUCGACACAAAUAUUCAUCUAAAAAGCAUCAUUACAAUUCGAUCUCCUCAUCAUCUUCGUCAUCUGACCGAGAGACCGAUCAAAACCGUUAUAAUUCAAUAAACUUACUGACAAAUAACUCCAAAUCUCGUAAUUAUCGACAAAAAUUAAAUGAUAUAUCAUCCUCUGGCUCUGAAACAGGUGAUAGUUCAUCAAGUCCUAACAAACACAUAGUUAAUGUGCAUGAUCGCAGAAAAAUCUACAAUAAUAAACGUAAACAUAUUCCACGCUCUUCAUCAGAGGAUUCCCAAACAUCUUCUUUCAGUGAUGAACCGCGUUUUUCCCCGACUCAUCAUAAUCCGGUAAAAUCUAAAAGCGGUCGCCGUCAUUUAUCACCGCCCUAUGCCUACCGAAUCGAUUAUGAUAAGUCACAUAAAAGCAAACAUCAUUCAUCAUUGCGAUCUGCACCAAACGGUGAAAGUGGUCGUAUAUUGCGUGAGCACUCUAACCAUCGUCUAGUUUCGAGUCGACAUCAUGAUCAUCACCGAAGAAAUUUUAUGAGUAUUAACUUUUUUCACUGGUUGCCUGUACGGUAUGAUUGA
This is a messenger RNA of Schistosoma curassoni, 1968 nucleotides long. The record is from the annotation of a GenBank genome assembly. NCBI's taxonomy places the organism in Eukaryota, Metazoa, Platyhelminthes, Trematoda, Strigeidida, Schistosomatidae.